Molecule: messenger RNA, 1338 nt
Organism: Dictyostelium discoideum AX4
Lineage: Eukaryota; Evosea; Eumycetozoa; Dictyosteliales; Dictyosteliaceae
Gene: scsC
Product: succinate-CoA ligase
Exons: 2
Coding region: 1-1338 (445 amino acids)
Biological process (GO): tricarboxylic acid cycle
Cellular component (GO): mitochondrion; cytoplasm
Molecular function (GO): magnesium ion binding; succinate-CoA ligase (ADP-forming) activity; catalytic activity
Source: RefSeq, a predicted model, not a curated record
AUGUUGUCAAAUAUUGUUAAAAAGACAAUUCAAUCAAGUAAGAAUUUAAAAAGUUUAGUAUUAAAUAAAUCAACAUCAUCAUUGGUUUAUCAAAAGAGAUUUUUAAAUGUUCACGAAUAUCAAGCACAAAAAAUGAUGAAAUCAUAUGGUAUCAAUUGUCCAGUUGGUAAUGUUGCAGAGACACCAGAAGAAGCUGAAAAGAUCGCAGAAGUUAUGAACACACAAGAUUUAGUAGUCAAAGCACAAGUUUUAGCAGGUGGUAGAGGUAAAGGUAUUUUCACAAGUGGACUUAAAGGUGGUGUUCAAUUAUGUUCAUCAGCAGAGGACGUAAAGAAAUUUGCAUCAAAAAUGUUAGGUCAUACAUUGGUAACCAAACAAACCGGUGAAGAUGGUAAAGUAGUUCAUCAAGUUUACGUCACUGAACGUCAUUUCCUUCGUAAGGAAAUGUAUUUCGCAAUUCUUAUGGAUCGUAAAGCUGGUGGUCCAGUUAUGGUUGCUUCACCAGAGGGUGGUGUCGAUAUUGAAGGUGUUGCUCGUGAUAAUCCAUCUGCAAUCUUCAAAGAACCAAUCGAUAUCAUGAUUGGUGUUCAACCAGAACAAACUAAAAGAUUAGCUGAAAAAUUAGGUUUCUCAAAAAAAAAUAUUUCAAUGGCUCAAGAUCAAAUGAAAAAAUUAUAUGACUUUUUCAUUAAGAAUGAUUGUACAUUAGUAGAGAUUAACCCAUUAGCAGAGACAGCAUCUGGUGAUGUAUUAUGUAUGGAUGCCAAAUUGAAUUUCGAUGAUAAUGCUGCAUUCCGUCAUCCAGAUAUUUUCAAAUUAAGAGAUAAAUCUCAAGAGGAUCCACGUGAAGUUAAAGCAGCAGAGUUUGAUUUGAACUACAUUGGUUUGGAUGGCAAUAUUGGUUGUUUAGUAAAUGGUGCAGGUUUAGCAAUGGCAUCAAUGGAUAUCAUUAAACUCUAUGGCGGUAGCCCAGCAAACUUUUUAGAUGUUGGUGGUGGUGCCACUCAGAAACAAGUCACUGAAGCAAUCAAACUCAUCAGUAGCGAUAAAAAAGUUAAAUCAAUUUUAGUCAAUAUUUUCGGUGGUAUCAUGAAAUGUGAUGUCAUUGCUUUAGGUAUCAUCGCUGCUUUGAAGGAGUUAUCAAUCGCCACCCCAUUAGUAGUUCGUCUCCAAGGUACCAACGUUGAAGCUGCAAAGAAAAUCAUGGAAGACUCUGGUCUUCGUCUCAUUGCUGCUGAUAAUCUCGAUGAUGCUGCUCAAAAAUCUGUAAGAAUCGCUGAAAUCGUUUCACUUGCCGAAAAGAGUGAUCUCGAAAUUUCUUUUAAAUUACCAUUAUAA